Centruroides sculpturatus (bark scorpion) is the source of this 2929-nucleotide messenger RNA. RefSeq names its product serine/threonine-protein kinase PRP4 homolog. The record is from RefSeq and is a predicted model, not a curated record. NCBI's taxonomy places the organism in Eukaryota, Metazoa, Arthropoda, Arachnida, Scorpiones, Buthidae. Bases 55 to 2850 code for a protein of 931 amino acids. The transcript is spliced from 17 exons. Gene Ontology annotation, biological process: mRNA cis splicing, via spliceosome; peptidyl-threonine phosphorylation; peptidyl-serine phosphorylation. Gene Ontology annotation, molecular function: ATP binding; protein serine/threonine kinase activity.
AUUCACGUUAACGUUGCGAGAACGAGAAUACGUCUUUCUCUUCAAGUAAGCAAAAUGGCGAAGAGGAAAGAAGAGGUUAUGGAAGAUUCAGACGUAAUGAAUUCUAUAAAAAAUGGAGAUUUCAGUGCAAGUGCUAGUUCUUCUGAUGUAGAAGUUAAUGAAGAUUUUGAAAAAUCUUACAAUGAGAAUGUAGCUUUAGGUGGGAGUACCAGUAACCGUAAAAGAAAAAAGAAACAUCACAGACAUAAGCACAAACAUAAGCAUUCUUCACACAAAGAAAAGAAGAGCAGUGGUCAUCGUAAACAUAAGCAUAAACGCCAUCAUCCUGAUAUGGAUAAAGACAUCAUUAUUUUAAAAGAAGAGAAAAAAGUUUGCAAUGCUGAAGAUAAACUACUUGUAAAUAGUAUGGACUUGGAAGAAUUGGAAAAACAAAAAGCUUUAAUACAAGCAAAGCUUGCUAAGGUAGACAAAGAACAUAGAUCAUUAGUGCCUGAUGAUUAUGGAAGCUCCUCUGAUGAGGUUUUAGUGAAAGAGCUAACUACAAAUGGAGAAACUAAAAAGCCUUCACUUAGUGAUUCUAAUUCUGCACCAAUUGUUAAAUGUGAAUCUUCUCCAUUAGUGGAUGUUAAAAACAUUAUUCCUGCAGAAAGUAAGUUGUCGGAGUGCAACAAUAUAAAAGAAGAAAAGCGGAAAGAUUAUUCUCCUAAACUUGAAAGAAAUAAAAAGGAAUCAAAAGAAAUACCACGUGAAGAGAAGAAAGUGAAUCCAGAUCGACGUAGCCAUAAAUCUCCUGAAACACGCAGUAGAAAAUCUCCUUCAUCACUCAGGUAUAUGCGAGGUGCGUCCAGAAAGGAUAAACAUCGUAGAGAUAGAAGAAGUAGAGAUAGAUCACCCAUUAGAAGGUUUGAUCGAUCUAGAUCAUCAAAAUCUCCUUUAAGGAAUAGUGCAAGAUGUAUGAGAAGAGAAGAAGUAGUUAUUCAUGGUAGAAGUAGGUCUCCUUGGUUACCCAGUUCUGAAAGUAAAUCUCAUUCACCACGUAGAGAUUAUCGUUCUCCACUCCGGCAAUCGACUCCUCCAAAAUCAUAUAUGAGGAGAAGUAGAUCGCCAGGGUCACAUCACUCUAGAAGUCCAUCGAGAAAUUAUAAAUCCAGAAGUCCAAUAAGAAAUCGGAGUCCUUGGCGUCGAGGAUCGAGAGCAGACAGUCCAUAUAGGAGAAAUUUUGAUAGGAGUUCUAGAUCAGAUCGUGAUAGGAGAACCAGAACUAGAGAUCGUUACAGUCAUAGAGGUAAUAGCAAAGAAAGGCAGCAAAGUCGCAAAGAAAAAGCAAGAGAUAAAUACAAAGAUAGUCUUUCUGAAGGAAUGGUGAUGUCUGAUGGCUCCUCAGAUAUGGAACGUGAUAUAGAUCUUGAUGAAGAAGAAGAUGAAGAAGCAUUGAUUGCUAAACGCAGACAACAGCGUCAAGAACUGCUCAAAAGAUUAGGUGUUGCACCACAGCAGAACAUUGGAAGUGGUCUGUCAACACCCAUUCAAUCGGAUGAGAGUGGUACAAAUACACCCGAUUCAAUUAUUAUUGGCGAUCAGGCUACUGCUAAUUUUCUGGAAGAGCAAACUGAAAGUAUUGAUUUUGAAGAAUCAAUAAUGGCAAAACGAAAAAGUAUGGGAUUACAAGAAACAUUAGUUGAAACUGUUGCAACUGUUGAAGAAAAGAAGCAAGGAAUGGAUAUGUUUUCUGAAGCAGACAUGUUUUCAGAAAAUUAUGGGCAAAGUCCUGCAACCAUGCAAUUGUUAGCAUCAAAAGCUCAAGACAAUCCUAAUCUCACUGAUAAUUGGGAUGAUGCCGAAGGCUAUUACCGUGUUCGAAUUGGUGAAGUACUAGAUAAUAGAUACACUGUGUAUGGUUACACCGGCCAAGGUGUAUUUAGCAAUGUGAUAAGAGCUCGUGACAUGGCACGUGGAAAUAAUGAUGUUGCCGUGAAAAUUAUUAGAAAUAACGAAGUUAUGCAUAAAACUGGACUUAAAGAACUAGAAAUGCUUAGACGAUUAAAUGAUGCAGAUCCUGAUGAUAAAUUUCAUUGCUUACGAUUAUUCAGGCAUUUUUUUCAUAAACAACAUUUAUGCUUAGUGUUUGAACCAUUAAGUAUGAAUCUUAGGGAAGUUUUGAAGAAAUAUGGAAAAGAUGUUGGAUUACAUAUCAAAGCUGUCCGAUCUUAUAGUCAGCAACUAUUUUUAGCACUAAAACUUAUGAAAAGAUGCAAUAUUUUGCAUGCAGAUAUUAAGCCAGAUAAUAUUCUAGUUAAUGAAAGUAAAUUAGUACUGAAAUUAUGUGAUUUUGGUUCUGCUUCACACGUAGCAGAAAAUGAUAUAACACCUUAUCUUGUCAGCCGUUUUUACAGAGCUCCCGAAAUUAUUCUUGGAUUAGGAUAUGAUUUUGGAAUUGAUAUGUGGAGCGUUGGAUGUACGUUGUAUGAAUUAUACACAGGAAAAAUUAUGUUUGCUGGAAAAUCGAAUAAUCAAAUGUUAAAAUUUUUCAUGGAUUUAAAAGGAAAAUUUCCAAACAAAUUAAUACGAAAAGGUGCUUUUAGAGAACAACAUUUCGACAGUAAUUGUAACUUCUUAUCUCAUGAAGUUGAUAAAGUUACAGAAAGGGAGAAAGUUGUGGUUUUAACAAAUAUUAAUGCCAGCAGAGAUUUACAAGCUGAAUUAAUCGGUAGUCAGCGUUUACCGGAUGACCAGUAUCGGAAAGUUUGCCAGUUGAAAGAUCUUCUGGAAAAAAUACUAAUGCUAGAUACAGCAAAGAGAGUAUCAAUUAAUCAUGCUUUGACCCAUCCAUUUAUACAAGAAAAAAUAUAAGAUCUAACAAUAAAGAUGAAAAUGAAUUAAACAAAAGUAAGUAUUUUAAAUGCUUUUUAAUUCAAUAAGACACCUAUAA